This is a messenger RNA of Sungouiella intermedia, 735 nucleotides long. The record is from the annotation of a GenBank genome assembly. NCBI's taxonomy places the organism in Eukaryota, Fungi, Ascomycota, Pichiomycetes, Serinales, Metschnikowiaceae.
AUGCUUUCGGGGAGGAAUAUUUUCAUUACUGGUGCAUCCAGAGGGAUUGGAUUAGCAUUGAGCAACAAAUUGGCCCUGCUAGGCAGCACAAUUACCAUGGUUGCACGAAAUGAAGACUUACUAGUUGAUAACAUCAGAAAGCUUCCAACUUCUAAGGACCAACAACACAAGUAUGUUUCGUAUGACCUCAUGUCUCUUGCUAGAGGCGUGAAGCCCAACAAUCAUGGGUUUCUUGUGGAGAAUCUCGAGAAGGCUAAUAUUCUCAUCAAUUGUGCUGGUUUAGCAACUUACAAGCUCAUGCCAAAGCUCACGGAUGACGGAAUAUUGGACGUCGUGGACCUCAAUUUGGUGGCUCCUAUACUUUUGAGCAAGAUGGCUAUUCCAUCAAUGCUUAAGCAAGGAAAAAGAACCCCAGUACCUUCAAUCCUCAAUAUAUCUUCAUUACUUUCUGCUACGGGUACAGCAGUGUCUGGGACAUCAGCUUAUGCUGCUCUGAAAGCAGGGCUUUUAGGGUUAACUGAGGCAUUGGCCAAAGAAUUGAAUGGAAAAAUACGUGUAAAUGCCGUAUUGCCGGCCUUGGUACCAGAGACAGACAUGGGAAAGAAUGCAUCUGCCAAUCUACCUACUGUCUCCCUUCUGGACGUGGUGGAUACUUGCGUGAAGGUUUUGGAGGACGAGAGCGUGAAUGGCAAGUUUGUCCCUGCGGAUGGUGGAAAAUUUCGAACUCUCAAUUAG